Messenger RNA from Tarenaya hassleriana, 1532 nucleotides. RefSeq names its product actin-related protein 2/3 complex subunit 1A. The record is from RefSeq and is a predicted model, not a curated record. Gene Ontology annotation, cellular component: actin cytoskeleton; Arp2/3 protein complex. Gene Ontology annotation, molecular function: actin filament binding. The transcript is spliced from 15 exons. Gene Ontology annotation, biological process: Arp2/3 complex-mediated actin nucleation. NCBI's taxonomy places the organism in Eukaryota, Viridiplantae, Streptophyta, Magnoliopsida, Brassicales, Cleomaceae. Bases 212 to 1342 code for a protein of 376 amino acids.
UAACUCUCGUCCUUUACGCUGAAGACACCCUCUCGCUAUACUCUUCACGUUUGCGAGUGUCGGAGUUUCGGAUCUCAUCGGAGAUUCUGCGGUAUUGCUCCCUCCACCGCCGAUCAGAUUCCAGCACGGCGCCGAUCGCCGGUGCUUUUGAGUUAUCGAUCGGAGAUCCAUCGUGGUUCGCGAACUCCUUGGGCAAAAGGAGACGACGAUUAUGGCCGUCGUUGGUGUUCAUCGAUUCGCUGAAUCAAUCACUUGUCAUGCUUGGAGUCCCGAUCACUCCAUGGUCGCCCUCUGUCCAAACAAUAACGAAGUUCAUAUCUAUAGAUCAUCACAAGACCAGUGGGAGAGGGUACAUGUUCUUCAAAAGCAUGACCAAAUUGUUUCUGGAAUAGACUGGAGCUCAAAGUCCAACAAAAUUGUUACUGUUUCCCAUGACAGGAAUUCGUACGUCUGGAGCCAGGAAGGAUCUGAAUGGGUACCAACCCUCGUUAUCCUUAGACUAAAUCGUGCCGCACUAUGUGUCCAAUGGAGUCCCAAAGAGAACAAGUUUGCUGUCGGAAGCGGUGCUAAAACUGUUUGCAUAUGCUAUUAUGAGCAGGAGAAUAACUGGUGGGUGAGUAAACUUAUUCGGAAAAGGCACGACUCUUCAGUCACAAGUGUUGCGUGGCAUCCUAACAAUAUUCUUCUUGCAACAACAUCUACAGAUGGAAAAUGCCGGGUAUUUUCAACCUUCAUUAAGGGAGUCGACACAAAGGACGCAAAACCUAGUACAACAGCAGAAUCUAAAUUUGGAGAGCAAAUUCUUCAGCUUGAUCUCUCAUACUCGUGGGCAUUUGGAGUGAAAUGGUCUCCAAGUGGGAAUACCUUAGCUUAUGUAGGUCAUAACUCAAUGAUUUACUUUGUUGAUGAUGUGGGUCCUUCUCCUUUAGCCCAAAAUGUUGCAUUCCGAGAUUUGCCUCUUCGUGAUGUCCUCUUUAUUUCUGAGAAAAUGGUGAUAGGAGUUGGAUACGACAGCAAUCCGAUGGUGUUUGCUGCCGAUGAGACAGGAAUUUGGAGCUUUGUCAGAUACCUUGGUGAGAAAAAGGUGCCAUCUUCAGGUUCUAGUUACAGUUCACAGUUAACUGAGGCAUUCGGGAAAUUUUAUGGUCAAUCAAAGUCUGCAACGGGAAACGAUGGUAGUGAAUCUUCAAAGUCACGUGGAGGCGUUCACGACAACUGCAUAAAUUGCAUAAUGCCGCUUAGUAAAGCCGGGACGCCUAAAGUAACGCGAUUCAGCACUUCAGGAAUUGAUGGGAAGAUAGCGACAUGGGAUUUGGAGAACAUGCUGCAAGACAUGUACUAGAAGAAAUUCUGGUGCGUCGCUUGUAUAUUACAUCUUGUGUCUUUGUUUGAACCCUCGUCUUCAUGUCUCCUUUUACUUGUAAAACCACACAAUAAUCCUUGCUUCUUUUUUUUUAUUACUUUUAUUAACAAAUAAACGAACUUAUAGUAUCUGUAAUAAAACAUGUGAAAUCAAAACCCGAGUUAUCUCA